Molecule: messenger RNA, 3824 nt
Organism: Plodia interpunctella (Indianmeal moth)
Lineage: Eukaryota; Metazoa; Arthropoda; Insecta; Lepidoptera; Pyralidae
Gene: NGR-A29
Product: adipokinetic hormone/corazonin-related peptide receptor variant I-like
Exons: 8
Coding region: 218-1483 (421 amino acids)
Biological process (GO): cellular response to hormone stimulus; G protein-coupled receptor signaling pathway
Cellular component (GO): plasma membrane
Molecular function (GO): peptide binding; vasopressin receptor activity
Source: RefSeq, a predicted model, not a curated record
AGGACGUGUCUACGUGCUACGGAAUAUUGCCCGACGCGGUCACAAAACUUUUUGGACUAAAAAAUAAUACCUGACCUUCUCGGGGAGAGCCGAAAGUUAAAUAAAAUGACAAAAAUUCGACAUCGUGUUUGCAAAAGAGCAAUUAUGUUGAGUGCUUUUAAAACAGUGUGCUUUUACUUGUGUAAGCUGUAAGAUUGAAUUGUAUUAAUUAGUAAAAAUGCUGUUAAAUGUUUAUGAUUACGUAGAUAAUGGUGAAAUGAGUACUUUGGAGAUAGAUAAAUUAUUUUGGGAUUAUUUUGAAGUGACAACUGAGGGUUAUAAUUCGAGUGUGAGUGUAACGGAGACGCUUCCGCGCGACCAGGGUGCAGUGUUGGCUACCUACGGAGUGCUGUUGGCGAUCGGCGGAAUUGGUAACCUGGCCGUGUUGGUAACCCUGGCGCGAACCAGGCGGAGAAAGUCAAGAGUUGAUCUGCUGAUGACGCAUCUGGCAUUGGCCGAUGUAUGUGUUACUUGUGGGGUUAUUCCUUUGGAGAUUGGGUGGAAAUAUACGAACGCAUGGCUGGUGGGGAACUUCCUGUGCAAAAUGCUGCUCGUACUCCGGGCUUUCGGAUUAUACUUGUCCUCUAAUGUGCUCGUCUGUAUAUCCAUCGAUAGAUUUUUCGCGGUAAUUUACCCGCUCCGACUGCCGGUAGCGCGCCGGCGCAGCAAACAGAUGCUGUACGGGGCGUGGGUCAUCGCGCUAGCCUGUAGCUUACCUCAGAGUAUGGUGUUCCGAGUGAAACGUCACCCGCGUGACGCGGGCUUCGAGCAGUGCGUCUCGUUUGACGCCUUCAGCAGUUACCACCAAGAGGUCGCCUACAACGUCUUCUGCAUCUGCGCCAUGUACUUCGUGCCGCUGGUCGUCAUCACCGUCUGCUACGUCUGCAUCUUCUGUGAGAUCCAUCGCAGCAGUAAAGAGCUCGAUGAAAAGUGUAUCCAUCGCAACGGCAUCGGGCAUGUGCGACUCCGCCGCUCCGGGCGCCGUAUCCUGGAGCGCGCGCGCCGGCGUACCCUGCGCAUGACUGUCACCAUCGUCGCUGUCUUCGCUUUGUGCUGGUUGCCGUAUGCUACUAUGGCCAUGUGGUAUAUGAUCGAUCGUGGCUCAGCGGAGAAAGUGUCACCGCGGAUCCAAGACCUGCUGUUUGCCAUGGCCGUUUCCAACUCCUGCAUGAACCCGCUGGUCUACGGAUCCUACACAAUAGACCUGAAGGGGGCUCUCAGAAGGCUACUAAAAAACACGUGCUGCAGAUCUACUUCUGCAUCAGACACUAUAGGUAACUCCGGAUCAAGUUCACUAAAGAACAGGAAUGUUAAUUUGGAGACGCCCCUGGUGAUGCCAUCUAAGAAUAGUCGAGUGCGCACCCGGCUGGGCGUCCGGUUCGCCGAAACGUCCCUGACGGCGGUGCCGGACCGGCCGGAGCCACGACCCCGGGCGCCGGCCUGACAUCCCCCUCCUCGCCUCAUGUGCGCACGACACGAACGCUGCAGGGUCCUGCAGGAGUACUACCAAGACCGGAACGGAACACCUCCCGUGCCCAUGUAGUACCCAACGUGUCGCUGCCAUAUGGACCUUAAUGUGUACAAAAUGGACAAUAUGCGUAGCACAGUCUACAAUAUAGACUGGACUGUCAAUAUGCUCCCAACAGCGGCUAGGAUAGUAAUAUAAUUUGUUGUGAAUAAUUGCAGUAAAUUAUUUUUGUACGAUUUAAUUUUUAAGACGACUUAGGUAACUAAUUUUUAUUUUGAUUCGAAAUUGUCAAUUAGUUAAAACAAUACCGCAAUGUGGCAGAAAGCUAUAGAAAGAGAAUGAUGGAAUUGAAUUUCUGAAUUUCUCAAAAAUAUGACCACUGGGAAAAUGAAUUUGGAAUUUUCUAAACAAAUUGGUAGUAAUUAUUUUGAAUACUUACAGAUUUAUAUCCCAGAUUUUACUAAUUAUGAUCUUAUAGGACAUGUCAGUGUUAGUCCCUACCCACCCUCUCGUUGUUAAAAAAUUAAAGUAUCCUUUAUAACUUUAUCCUAAAAUCAGUCUGUCAAUAAAGUGAUUAGGAUAAAUAAUGUCCUGUUGGCUGGCAACACUGGGUGUUUAUAAACCAAUCGUAACCAUUCUACUUAUUUUGUUAUUUCAAUGGAAAAAAGUCUAGUUUGUUAAAUAUUUUAUUUUUAUUUACAGAUUUCUCAUAAUAGACGUACAUAAAUUACGAUGGAAUUCUGCAAACUGUUAGUUUCUACGCCCCAUAGACUUACGUAUUACUUUGCUUCGCCCUGUGAAGUUUGCAACACGGUUUUUAGGUACAACCACAUUUGGUUCGCGGUAACGUGCGUUAUGUGACAACACAAAAUUAAUUUUAAUGUUCUGCUUAGUACGUAAUAAACAUAAUGGAAAUCUGUGGAACUCGGUGCUUGUAAGAGUGUAUUUUAUUUGCGAAAUAGGUAGAUUCUUAUUUGUAAUGUUAUUGAUCGAUUAAUUAAAGAUAAUAAAUGUGGUCUUGAAAGACUAGACUAGGCAAUUUUGAGGAUCUAAAUCGUUAAUGCCUAAACUAGGUAUUUGUAAUUGAUGUCUAGGUAUAUUAUAGAUUCUAUGUAUUCAACAUUGAGAUGCAAUGUUCAAAAAUGUAGGUACAUUUUCUGUUACCUCAUUUUAAAUGCGUUAUUUCUCCCCGUGUGUAUCUUCGCCGUAAUAAACACGCACGAUCAUCUCAUAAUGGAAAUCGCUACAUUACAUAUAUACCCGCACGUCACAUGCCUCAUUUCAAGGCCCAUUGCGUGACCUACAUACUAAUUAAUCCAUAAUAUCUCCCUUCAUUGUUAAUGAAAAUUCUUCAUGGAAAGUUCCCUCUGUUCGCGAUAUAUCAAUUUAUUGUUUUUAUGGGUCGCAUUUUUUCAUCCAGCUGUUUUAGUUAUAUUUUUUUCUGAGAAAAAAGGUUGUCCCAAAUUCAUGUCGACCAACAACCAUCAAUGACACAAAAGAAAGUGAUGCGAAAAUAGUGCGUAACUCCAUACGCUUAGGCGUAUAGUAGCGUGGCAAUGACAAGUGUAGUCGUCGUGGGCUCUCUCGGUUGUUAUGGCUCGAGUGAACACAGAAGUCUAGAUUCACAGGCGAACCUCUGAAAACAGCCUACAUGAGGCGACAGAGAUAAGCUACAUCGCGAAAAAAGUUUUGCGAAAUUUGACGUAUAUGCGGCAUAAAUUGCUGGUUUUUCACAGCGCCAAGGUGGUUUUUCACGGCGCCAAGCAAACCUCUCAUACAAACUAUGCAAUGUGACAAUAGUGUGUAGCCGCUCCACAUAAUACAAAACAAUUUAUGGAAAACGAAGCCUUAAAUAUGUAUGUGAAUUUCAUUCGCAAUGAUUUGUGGGCAAUCAGUAAUUGGGAUUUGAAAUCUAAAUCCCGCACUUUACGUUAUUAGAAUGAUUUUCAAUUUGUGUGUUGCAGAGAUACUUAAGGUAUGUUUAUUUCAUAUUAUACCUUGUUAUUCAUAAAGAAGGUAAAGUGUAAUUUAAGCUUAAAAGGCUGGAUAAAAAACCUAUCUACCUACAUAUACCUACAUGUUAUAGAACUACCUAUAUAGGUAGUGGUAACUUAUUUUAAUGCAUAUGGGAAUCGAUUAAAUAAUGACUGUAAUUGAUUGUAUUCGAUGUAUAUAUUUCUUAUUGUUGUGGUACCUGAUCUUACUAUCUUCAAAUAGUAACUACAUAUUUAAGUGUAACUACUAAUUCUCGCUCAAUUAACCUCCUUUUAACGAAAUUGCCGACUAUAUUAUGUUAUAAAUAAAUAAACGACUCUUU